AACUCAUUGUCUGCAAAACCAGCUGGCGUUUGAUUCCACACAAGCAGCCCGUCAUGUCGCAUCAGAAAUCGCACGAACGACCUGCGAGGGCCCGCGCAGCCGUCAAAACGUAUAAUCUCAAGGUCUUAACUAACCCCACCCACAAGAUGUAUCUCAACGACAGUGGUGCUUGGGUUUUGCGCAAACCACGCGAGAGCAUGUCCCUUGAUAAAGUGGACGACACUAUCUCGAGAGUAGGCAUACCUGCCAAUCAGCGACACAACAGCCGCAGCAACACAUCCAGCGCCUUGACUUCGCCAAUGCUAUCUCCCAGUUUAUCUGCUCUUGGGAUAUCUCUGUCAGAUGAUACUACUACAGCGCCUGGGCAGCUUGAAGAGGCUCCUCUUCUUUUUGACUGCUUCAAUACUCAUGUCCAUCCAGGAGGCCACUUCUACUCUGCGCACGAGCUCGUCUUGCAGGGGGUAUGGAUUGGCUAUCUCUCUCCAGACAGACACACGGAAAGGUUCCGGAACCUACCUUCUUUCGAUAACCUAAAGACAAAUUGCAAGAGAUUCAGUACACCAUUCCCACCGACCAUCCAUGGUGGCGCGGGAGAGGAACUGAGUGCUGUCUGCCGAGGUUGCAUUGGAGACGACUCAGCCAUCAUCACCUUGCGUGAGAUUCAGUUCGUUGGCAACACAAAACUUGUCAUUAUGCCCUUGGACGGUGAUGAUGAGACAGGCCUGUUUUGUAUCAUGCUACCUCAGUUGAGUGAUACAUCACUAUGUGGGCUUCAGUCCUAUCGGCCUUAUGAGUACGGCAACGGUGGGACAGGGGAUACUUUUGACAACAAAUUCAUGCUUCUCACACUUCGCAACACAAGCCAAGAGGUUGGGACGCUGGAUACGGUGCGAGCAAUACUGGGUCCAGCUGAGCUAAAAGGGGUUGAAGGUCGCAAAGCAAAGCGUCCGACAAUGGACUCAGCCAGCGACCCAGCUUCUGUUGCUUCUUCGAGUACGGCCAAACGAAGUACCCCGCUCACGACCAUAGCUCGAUUGAGUGCAGGUAAUAACAAUGAAGACAUCCAGAAUGGCCGCGUGCAAGGCACUAGGAGCUGGUCAGUCUAUAGCGCAACCGAGCAGGAAGGUCUAGAUGAAAGCAUCAAGAGCGAGAACAACAAUAGCGACAGCAGUGACAACAACAAUGACGACCACGAUGACGACCACGAUGACGAAAACAACAACAAACACAACAAUGAAUGCAUCCUACCGACAACACAUGAUCCAAUUUCCCUAGACGCUCACGAAUCUCUUCUAAGGGCCCCAACUGCCGUGGACGUUACACGGGUCAUCCCCCUCGAUCUCACUGAUGAGCAAGCUCGACGGGUAUCCAUUGUAUGGAUAGUCAACGACGAUGGAAUUGAGUAUGAAUUUGUCCACACGAUCAAGGACUGCAAGUCGUUCAGUGGCUUGCUCAGCUUGUUACAAGAAGAUACCGAGGCGAUUCCUUCUGUCGCGAUGAUAUUGGCAGAGGCUAGGUUGUGGCGUCUGACGUAUCAACUUCCCAGUCAAACAAGGAGGGCCAUCGUUACUCGUAAGGGAACGGAAACCGCUUUUGACCGUGUGCAGGCUGCACUCGCCCAAUCUUCGGUCUGGGAUGACAAUCCCCACAUAAAGAUUGACAUGGAGCUCACAGCUUUGGGUCGGCCUCUUGAUACUGCGGUCGCAACGUAACAUGUCUUCGCUUUCGAUCUGUUUAGCGUCAAGGCAGGCGCUUCCUUUCCAAAACCUUACAGCGUAAGUUAUGACGGCGCCACUGGAAUCUAUCGCAAGAAAGGGUUAUAUUCUUCCCUAUUAUACACACACUAUUUGGAUAUGAAAAUCAUCAGCACAUUAGGUACGAUCAAUACUAUACUUGGCCUAGUCG
Molecule: messenger RNA, 1905 nt
Organism: Cucurbitaria berberidis CBS 394.84
Lineage: Eukaryota; Fungi; Ascomycota; Dothideomycetes; Pleosporales; Cucurbitariaceae
Exons: 2
Coding region: 54-1712 (552 amino acids)
Source: RefSeq, a predicted model, not a curated record